Anguilla rostrata (American eel) is the source of this 4135-nucleotide messenger RNA. RefSeq names its product P2Y purinoceptor 2-like. Lineage: Eukaryota; Metazoa; Chordata; Actinopteri; Anguilliformes; Anguillidae. Gene Ontology annotation, cellular component: plasma membrane. The record is from RefSeq and is a predicted model, not a curated record. Gene Ontology annotation, biological process: G protein-coupled receptor signaling pathway. The coding region runs from base 316 to 1314 and encodes 332 amino acids. Gene Ontology annotation, molecular function: A1 adenosine receptor binding; G protein-coupled UTP receptor activity. The transcript has 2 exons.
CUGUAAAUACUUAAAACCAAACACUUGUCUCGUCUCUGAUCCACCACAGAAGCCUUUUUUCAUUCAGCUUUGACGAGAUGGGAUCUUCAGUCCCCUCCUCAGCGUUUGACUCAAAGCUGUCUAAGUGCGUGACAGGGAAUUCAAGUCUGCUUGCAGGCUGUGACUUGCCAAUGAGAGCAACUACGCCUACUGCUUAUGUGUUGAAAAGCUAGGUGUUACAGAAGCAUGGAUGCACACUACUGAGGAAGAACUGUUUCUCUCAAUGUGGGAAUGGUGCAUUAACAUACCAACAAUACAGAGGCUAGGAGAUUCAAGAUGGCCACCCUGAAUAACACCAGAGAGGCGAACGCGAGCAGUCCCUAUCGCUGCCACUUCGAAGAGGACUUCAAGUACAUCCUCCUGCCGGUCAGCUAUGGCCUGGUGUUUCUGGUGGGGCUGGUGCUCAACGUCCUGGCCAUGUACGUCAUCCUCUUCAGGACCAAGCGCUGGAAGUCCAGCACCAUUUACAUGUUCAACCUGACGGUCUGCGACACCCUCUACAUCCUGACCCUGCCCUUUCUCAUCUACUACUACGCUGACGAGAACGACUGGCCUUUCAGCGAGCCCUUCUGCAAGCUCAUCCGCUUCCUGUUCUACGCCAACCUGUACGGCAGCAUCCUCUUCCUCUCCUGCAUCAGCCUUCACCGCUUCCUGGGAGUCUGCUACCCCAUGCGCUCACUGCGGUGGGCCAGCGCUCGCUGGGCCCGGCUGGUGUCCGUCGGCGUCUGGGUGACGGUGCUGGGCUUCCAGGCGCCCAUCCUCUACUUCUCGCGCACACGGGAGUUUGGCGAGGAGAAGACGUGCUACGACACCACCAGCGCGGAGCUCUUCGACGACUUCCUGGUCUACAGCUCGGUCAUCUCGGUGCUCUUCUUCUGUGUGCCCUUCAUGGUGGUGAUGGUGUGCUACGGGCUGAUGGUGCGGAAGCUUCUGGAGCCCAGUGCGGGCGGGGCCAACUCACUGCGCUCCAAGCAGAAGUCGGUGAAGAUGAUCGUCAUCGUCCUGGCUGCCUUCAUGCUCUGCUUCCUGCCCUUCCACCUGACGCGCAGUCUGUACUACAGCUUCCGCUACCUGGAUGAAAAGAUCAGCUGCGACCUCCUGGAGGCGUCCAGCAUGGCCUACAAGGUCACCCGCCCGCUGGCCAGUGCCAACAGCUGCCUGGACCCCAUCCUCUACUUCCUGUCUGGGCAGGGCUUCCGCAGAAACCUCACCGUCGCCAGAAAGACCAAACAGAUUCGUAAAAGCACUGUGACGUCUUCCACCACCCAGCUUUGAUGGGAGGAGAGAUGAUGGAACUCCUGGACCCUCACCUUAAGGACCUGAGGGCUUGCCGUAGUGUUGGAACCAUGGCAAGUGCUACAAUGAGGAAGAACAAGAAGUUACAACAUGACAGACUUACAGACAGCAAAGAGGCGAAAGGACUGUGCUGUAAAUUGUACUUUAUCAACAGUGAUAACUUGUGAGUUCUCAUAUGGGUGCCUGUGACUGUCCACAAAGACAAAGGACAUGAACUUAGGAGGAGAUCAGAUAAUGAUGUAGAAUUAGUUGGGGAGAAGUCAAACUAACAUCCUAGCAAGCAUUCAAAAGCCACCAUGAUUAAUAGUUCACAAGCUAUGGGAGGAACACACAAGAUCACUGCUGACUUCAGUAGAAUAUUGAGACAGCCAGUAUCUGGUGGAGGUGAAUGCUGGCAGUCAGAGCCUGGCAAAAGAUGUUAUGUCAGUGGUCUAUGCUCUCUGUUCCAUAUAAAAUGUGUCAGUGUUCAUUUGUAUUUAGAUGGAAUGAGAGACAACCAGCCUGCAGAGGGAUAUAAAAUGAUGAAAUUUACCACCACAGUAAAUCAUGGUCGAGAAUCUAUUCCUGACCAUGCCAGCAUUGUCUGUGUUGAGCGGCUGGGCUGGCGUAGCAUUGCCCAGGAAGCAUGGGUUCCAAUGGGCAGGAUACCCCUGGGCUGAUCAGAAAGCUGGCAUUCCAUUACAUUAUUUGGCAGAUGCUUUUAUCCAAAGUAAUGUACAAGUGCAUACCGAAGAUCAUUGGAACAACAACAAAACACAGGUCCAAUAAGGUACAAUACUCAGUAUGUAACAGUAAUCCAUAGCCAUGAACACAGUAGGCAUAGGCUAGGUCAUAAAGUUAUGGUAAGUCAAACUAGGAAAAAUGAUGAUGUGCUACAACAUCAAGAUAACAAUACAAGUGCAGUAUAAGUGCUGGAUGGAGAUACAAGUGUAGCAUGAAGAGCUACAGGAACAAAUUAGAAGGAAUCAUGUGAUAAGUGAUAAGAACGAUCCUAGAUUGGGAGUGCCCUGCAGAGUAGUGAUAGUUACUCCAGGUACAGUCUGAAGAGAUGUGUCUUCAGACCAUGGCGGAAGAUGGGCAAUGAUCGAGUGGUUCAUAGAUGAAGGAGGAGUUUGUUCCACCACUGGGUAGCGAGGGUGGAUAAACUCUGUGGUUGGUACAAGCGAGAACCAUUCACCUGGAUGGCAGGGAGUGCAGGCCGCUCAGCUGGUUGAGCUGGUGUGUAAGGUUGCAUACCCUUGAUCGAUAGGGCUAUAUACGAGUAGUACAAAUAUCGCUAACAGAAAAUGAAACAUUUCAACACAUGCCAGUUCCUGCAAUGCCAACUCAUCCACUGCAAGCUCAAACUGGUUCCUCACUUUUGGAAUUUACAUGUGGGAAGUAAAAAGGAUGGCAUGAAUAAAUAAUCUGCUCAGAAAUAUUGUUCAGGGAAACAAAUAUUCAUUUCACAACAGAAAACAUUUUGAGUCUGGCAGCCUGUUUUGUGUUGAAUGCCCUUUUAAAUGGAAAUAUCUGUGGGUGAGACAUUUAUAUCAGUUUCUCUGUUGUGUGUGAAAAGGAACAGAAUGCUCUUUUAACUGGUGAAAUAGGUUGACUUUAAACUGAAAAUAUCUUAAUGUCAUCUUCUGUCAGCCCCCUCAAAUGAACAACAGAAGCUCCCAUUCAUAUGUGUAAUAUUAGACUGCAAAAAAUUGGAAUGAGAAAUUGUUCAAACAAUGCAAUUCUGUUGUCUGUGAUAUUCAUUCUCACAGUCAUGAUUGGAUACACAUUUGAUCAUCACGUGAUCAAUGCUUCUUUCUCUCACAAAUCUUGGAAUCACUGUCAUUAAUACCUAAACGGACCAAUUCCUGGGGUUGAUUGUGCUUUUUGUAUUACCGAGGAAGAUAAUUAAUCUCAAUUUGGAGUAUAUAUAUUCACCUCUGUAAAUGAAUAUAUAAAUAUGCACAAUGUUAGAAAGAGUCCCAGAGGUCUAAGGAUGUCUAAUGAGCCUAUAGAUGUCAUAAAUACUAGGACACAAUGUUGAUGUCUUCAUAACAUUUUACAGAAUACAGAAGGAAAUAGAUAAUACAUGGUAUUUCAUAUAGAAUGUUUUUAUUUUCUCUGGUUUAAAAAUAUCAAGGCUAUGUUAUUAGUAUUAUGAGUAAUAGAACAUUUAUCUUUAAAAUGUACUGUAGGUAUGUGGAUGUUAGCUUGUGAUGUGAUCAGCUGGCAUUCUUAAUGCUUUGUGAGUGAUUUGUUCUAAUGUUUUGGGUAUUCUUUUUUACAUUAGACUUUUGGAAGUUACCCAUCUUGAAUUUAUUUCUUACAUUUUUGUUAUAGCAUUUUAACGUGAUAAACAAUUUUUAUGUUCGCUUGCUUACUUAUCGACUGAUGUCUUCCACCCUCUUUAAAAGCAUAAAUGCAGUACUUGAAAUCUGAAAUCAGUCAGGGAGGUGGUUACUGCAUUUUUCCAAAUACCAGAGAAACUCAUUAAAAUGAAAUCAGUGGUAAUUCUGGUUCUUAUGGUUAGUCGUGAACUCGUCAACAAUAAGAAUACAUUAUAUCAUAAAAUAAUAUUGAACUACAGAAAUAUUAAAGUGAACAAUAUAAUAACGUAGGCUUACUUCACACACUUUGAAAUACAAACACUACUUUACAAAUUAAGUCGUGGAUAUAUAAUGCCUAUUUCUAUUGCAUUGUUUGGUAUUUGGAAAGCUACACCUACUGAAUUGUGUAAGAAACAAUGUUCAAAUAAUUUAUUUCUUCUGGGGGAAAUAAAUAAAGCCCUUCUCUUCAAGGCAUCGACACGAUCGAAACUGAA